AUGGGCAAAAGAGCGGCUAAAGACAGUUGUAAUAAACCAGGCUUUAAAAAGAGGAAAUUUACCAAUGUUUCAAAGUUGAUUGACCCCUUUUCUUCAGGGAUAUAUGCUACUUGUGCCAGACGUAAAGAGAAACAGGCACGGCAAGAGUUGAUGAGCAUUCUUUUGGAUAAAUUACCGCAAUACUUUAACCUUGAAGAUUUGCAUGCUGAUGCUGAUAGUAAUGGAGGCAAUGACACACGGGAUUUGUCAAUAGAAGAAAAGAUUGAGAGAGAGCUACAAGAAUUGAAGGACUCCGAAACCAAUACCAAAAAUAACCUUUUACAACCUAUUGAUCUUGAUUGUGAAUGUGUCAUUUUCAUAAAAACCAAAAAACCCAUUUCACCAGAAGUUUUGGUGCAGAAAUUGGUUAGGGAUUGUUAUGACUCUGGAGUAAAGACUACACGGUACACGCAAAAACUCAUUCCCAUAUCAGAUUCAUGUACUGCAACAGGGGAGGAACCUCGAGAGCAAUUACGACAAUUGGCAAAAAGAGUAUUAAGAGAUCAUUUCCAUAAGGAAAAGGACCAAAAACCUAUCAAAUUUGCCAUACAAGUUGGCAAGAAAAAUUUCAAUGCAAUGGAAUCGGAAGAAAUGAUAAAAGUGAUUGCAGAAUGUGUUGGUCGUGAGCAUGGCCACUCUGUUGAUUUGAAAAAUUACGAUAAGCUUAUUCUCGUUGAAUGUUAUAAGAAUAAUAUAGGCAUUGGUGUUGUUGACGAUUAUUUAAAGUACAGCAAGUUCAAUCUACAGCAGAUAUUUGACAAAUCAAUAGCAAGAGCGACACUAGGGAGCGAAGCAAGCUAG
This is a messenger RNA of Lodderomyces oxycetoniae, 840 nucleotides long. RefSeq names its product putative tRNA acetyltransferase. NCBI's taxonomy places the organism in Eukaryota, Fungi, Ascomycota, Pichiomycetes, Serinales, Debaryomycetaceae. The record is from RefSeq and is a predicted model, not a curated record. The coding region runs from base 1 to 840 and encodes 279 amino acids. The transcript has a single exon. Gene Ontology annotation, biological process: tRNA modification. Gene Ontology annotation, molecular function: RNA binding.